UCUGUGACGUCAGUCAGUCAGUGUUGAUUUGGUUGUAUCGGACGGAAUUGCUUGCAUUCUGCAUUUCGUUUACCUCAAUAUGAAAAUCAAAACAAUUUAUACCUUCGAAACUACAGAACAAUGUAAUUAAAUCUGCGUACGGGAAAUGAACAUAAUGGAGGAUAAAGUGUCAACUGUUAACGACCAUUUACAAAAUGGUGAUAUUGAGUGGCAACCAUUGGCACUCACUUUGGUUGAAUAUCCAAAGGGUGAUUUAUUAGGAAAAUUUUUCGCAUUUAUUAGUUUGUCACCAUUUGGGAUCGGCGCUGGUUUUGUUGCUUUAAUAUUAUUUCGCCGUGAUCUCCACACGAUUGCAUUCUUCAUAGGCACUUUACUUAAUGAAAUUCUUAAUAUUAUUUUAAAACAUAUAAUAUGUGAAGCAAGACCUAUAGCACGGGGACAUUUAUAUAAUGAAUAUGGCAUGCCAUCAUCUCAUGCACAAUUUGUUUGGUUUUUUAACAUCUAUGUGCUCUACUUUGUGGUGAUCAGAUUACAUCACAUAAACAACAACAGCAUUAUAUCAGCCUUAUGGAGGGUAAUCAUAGUGGGUAGUUGUACAAUGUUGGCUCUACUUGUAAGCAUUGGCAGAGUGUAUCUCCAUUAUCAUACAACCUCGCAAGUGGUUGUUGGUGGAUUUGUGGGAUUCAUAUUUGCUACUCUAUGGUUCUUAGUAGUCCAUAGAGUUUUAACACCACUUUUCCCACAAUUGGUUUCACUGAAAUUGUUUGAAAUGCUGAUGAUACGAGACACGACGCUGAUACCGAAUGUGUUGUGGUUUGAGUACACGACGUCGCGGCAAGAGUCUCGGGCUCGUGGACGCAAAAUGGCGGCGCUGAAGCCGACUCAAUGACGGUGCGCCUGCCGCGUGACUAGCGGAUGUCCGCGGCCUCGCGCGUGACGCCUCAUCGCCGCCGCAGCUAUCGCGCUGCUUGGCGGCAUGAUACUUACUAACUCGGAACGCUCUUUACUUCUCUACUGACUCCAGUGAGAACAACUGGUUUGACAAUUUUUUUAGGUCUACCUCCACAAUAACCAGGCCUGGGACUUGUUUCGUCCAGAGUAAAAUGUAUAUACAUUUAUAUCAUUUCUAUGGAUUCAUCAAGCUCAUUAUCAUCCUCCGGGCAAUAUUUCUGGUUACAUCCUGAUUUCUUUAGAGAGGAGACCAGGCACCUUUAAGCAAGAUCUUCGAUUGGCUUAGUCAGGUUUUUACACUCUUAUAAGGUUUUUAUACUCAGCAAACUUUGCAAGGGAACCUGACCAUAUUGUAUCAUAAUUCACAUCCACUUAGCUUUAUGUGUAAGUUUCACCCAAGAAGUUUUCUUUCAUCGUAAAAAAAUGCAUUGCAUAAGUAUAUAAUGUUUUGGAUGAAUCACGUUGCAAUGGCCUGAUUUUUGGGAAUAGACCUUUAAUCUUCCGGCGGUUGUUACUUUUCAGAGGUGAUGUGAUUAUGCAUAAGGCUUAGUAAUAUUUCUACUGUGGUUUAUCUUUGUUUACAAAGGAAUUACAAUGCAAUAAUAAUGUGAACAACCCUUAUGUGAAUUGUAGAAUGUAAAGCAAAUUUUAUUAGGCAAAUAAUGAAUUAGAAGAAUUCAUCAAUUACCUAUGGCUAAGUAUAGAACUUUUUUAGUAUGAAGAUUAAGGUGUAUUGUGUCAAAUAUUUUUUUAUGGAUCUUUAGGUUGUGUAUGAUAUUGGUUGUAUGACUAAAAGCUGGUUAUCCAUAAGUGCAAUGUAUAACCUUUUCCUCCAGACACCUUUUGUAUAUGUAAAUAGAAGUUGUAUACUAUAAAACAAGACACAAACAUCAUAAUACAUACAUACAUUUAGUUACAUCUAUAUCCUUUGUGGGGUAGACAGGGCCGACAGUCUCUAGACUAAAAGGUCAUGUUCAACUGUAAGGCUUCAUUAUGGACUUGAGAUUUAAACAGACAGCCCAUCGCCUACAAGAGGAAUCCCAAGUUUAUAAGCCUAUUCCUAAGGCGCCUUUAACGACAUCUAUGGAAAAAAAUAUGAAGUGGAUCUUUUCUAAAAUGUCGUACUCAUUAUAAUUAAUCCAAUUUGUAAAAUACAUUAUUUUCAAAAUUAUUUCUAUAAAAUUUUGCCUAAGUAGAGAUAUUACAUCCAUCUAGUCUAACAUAAAAAACUUUUCAUCAUCACAUAUUUUUAUAUUUAUUUAGGAAAGAUUAUCUUCUGUCGCCAACUUGUGCGAUUUGCAUGAAGAAAAAAGCAGCAAGCAUAUUUUUUUUUCUUCAAACUUAAAUCAGCACGGAAUCCUCCAUGCUGAUCUAAGAGUGAAGAUUAGACUACUAAAUUUAUUUGACUUCCUUGUACCGUUUACUUAUACUAGCUUCCAAAUGCGAAGUUGAAAAAGAUGAAUAUUUAGACUAUUACAUUUCAUACAAAUCGGUGCCUGUGUUAUAUAUACAGUAUACAUUAUACACUGUGUAGAAUAAAUCAAGGAACAAUAAUCAAACAAUGUUUUACAUAUUUUCAUAGACUAUGUAAUCUUAGUAUAGUACUACACAUCCAAGUUUGGGUUAUGAGAAUGAAGCUUUUUUUGUAAUUUUAUUUAAUGCCUUAAUAAUACCAAUAUUUGCAAUAGGUAGUGUUUAUAUGUCCUUUUUUCAAACAAGAUUAUUUAAUGCAUGUUUGUAUAUUUAAUAAAUAAUUAUUACAUAAUAUGAACGAGAAUAUUUGUGUAUUAUUAAAUGAAAUAAAAUAUUGUAUUAUGUGAAUAACAAAGUAAUUUGACUCAUAAAAAAGAUCUUUGUGUAAUCAGAAUUAAUGUGCAUUAGUGGUAUAAGCAAGUGAUUACGCAGUAGAGCUUUUACGAUACAUCGAUAUUAUUGUGCUUGCCCAAUGCGUUUAGGUACAUCUUCAUUGUGCCUGCACUGUUUUUAAGGAAUUAACUGCGAUAACAUUAGUGUAAUGUUUUAAAAAUGAUAUUUCUUCAAUAAAUUGCAUUUACGUUUUUAAUUGUCUCAGCAAUUUGGCCAUGUAUUUGUAUUUUUUUUAAUAGUGACCGACGUCAUAGCCAAAUUGUUAAGACGUACAGUCAACAACGUAAUUAAAAAUGCAAUUUAUUUAUUCACCCGAGUUAAAAUCUGGGGCGGCCAAACAUAAGUAUAAUACCCUGAUACAUACGAGCUAAGGACUAGAGCUUGUUCUUCAGCACCAAGAUUUAAAGAUAUAUGUCUCGCUGUAUUCUUAUUACAGACUUACGAGGUUACAACACAAUAAAGCUACCCAAUGUGUGUACAAUACCUACUUCCAAGUCGUUGCCUGCCAAGGUGUAUACUGUAAACGUUUUUAAGCAAUAGUGGGGUAGCUACACAAACAAACUAAAGGAUUUUCAAUCUUUGAUUACAUUAUAAUACUUUAAACCUAUUUUGUUACGUACUGCACUUUUAAACGCUUGCCCAUACAUCUGUGUAGUGGUGUAGACAGUUUGCUUUUUAUGUCUAUUUUAUGCUUCUGUGUAAUGAUGAGUGUGCGGUAUUUAUUUUAUAUUGGUUUCCGGCACCAAUAUCUAUACUUUCUAUACUAAUAUUAUAAAGCUGAAGAGUUUGUUUGUUUGAACGCGCUAAUCUCAGGAACUACUGGUUCGAAUUGAAAAAUUAUUUUUGCGUUGAAUAGACCAUUUAUCGAGGAAGGCUUUAGGCUAUAUAAUAUCACGCUGCGACUAUUAGGAGCGAAGAAAUAAUGGAAAAUGUGAAAAAACGAGGAAAAUUAUUCAUCCUUAAGGGUUUUAAAGAUGCCCAAAAUAACUAUUCCAAGCGGACGACACAGCUAGUAAAGAAUAAGACCACUCCAUCUCUUUCCCAUGGAUGUAGUAAAAGGCGACAAAGUGAUAGACUUAUAAACUUGGUAUUCUUCUUAUAGGCGAUGGGCUAGCAGCCUGCGCUAUUUGAAUCUUAAUUCAAUCAUUAUGCCUGUGGCGUGUCACUCUUAAAACUGCUGGCUCUACCUACCCCGCAAAGGAUAUUUACGUGAUUAAAUGAAUGAAUGAUGAUGAGUGUACGGUACGCAAAUUCAGUGUUGUUGUCUGCUCGAUAAGAUAAGGAUAUUUAUAAAGGCUCAAUUUAUAUAAAACUUAUUAUUAUAGGUACGUCCCUGAGCUAUCACUAACCAUGCUCCCACAGUAUUUUACCAAAAUUGAUUCAACAUUUUGGCUAUGCUAGAUAUUCUUUAUUUAAUUCAUAGAAAAAGGAAUAAUAUAGGACUAUUAUAUUUCGAUUUUUUUUUAUUGGUAGAUACCUAGAUGUUUUAUUAAAAAAAAUGCAUAUUGAUGAACACGAUUUUAUGUUCCUAACUGUAUAUUAUACAUUAAACUACUUAGCUGUUAUUCUUUCUGUCUUGUGUGAUGUAUGAUAGCAUCAGUGGACUAAUGGUUAAAUUCCGAAUCACAUAACAGAGCGGUCGGUUGCCUGUUUCCAAUCCCACCUUUAUAGUCAUCAAGUGUUCAUGAAUAUGUAAACUUGAUUAAAUCCGGCCAGGUUCUCCUUUGGAGUCACAAAGGAAGCGGCAGUCGCAUGUUGUAAUUUCCUAAUAAUCUGUUUCCCCACAUCCUUGGACACCGGGUAAAAGAAUUGCAAUUGUGUCAAUCAGGCAAAAGCCGCCAAGGCCGAUAACAAAUGGGUGAUAAGUUCAAUAAAAUGAUUUAACAAAAAUUAAGUGCAGGGAUAGUUGGAUGCAGUUCAGAACCUUUUAUUUGUAUAGAAAUUUAAAUCGAAAUUGUAAAUAUUUUUCAUUAAAUAGUUAUUUAAGUCUAUGAUUAUGUAUAUAAUUAUUAUGGAAACAUAGUAAAUUUGUAUUACUUAA
Molecule: messenger RNA, 4858 nt
Organism: Amyelois transitella
Lineage: Eukaryota; Metazoa; Arthropoda; Insecta; Lepidoptera; Pyralidae
Product: dolichyldiphosphatase 1
Exons: 5
Coding region: 146-889 (247 amino acids)
Biological process (GO): protein N-linked glycosylation; lipid biosynthetic process
Cellular component (GO): endoplasmic reticulum membrane; intracellular membrane-bounded organelle
Molecular function (GO): dolichyldiphosphatase activity
Source: RefSeq, a predicted model, not a curated record